This is a messenger RNA of Ipomoea nil (Japanese morning glory), 633 nucleotides long. Its product is annotated as PHD finger protein ALFIN-LIKE 3-like. Gene Ontology annotation, biological process: regulation of DNA-templated transcription. The record is from RefSeq and is a predicted model, not a curated record. Gene Ontology annotation, molecular function: histone binding; transcription cis-regulatory region binding; transcription coregulator activity. The transcript has 4 exons. Bases 1 to 633 code for a protein of 210 amino acids. Gene Ontology annotation, cellular component: nucleus. NCBI's taxonomy places the organism in Eukaryota, Viridiplantae, Streptophyta, Magnoliopsida, Solanales, Convolvulaceae.
AUGGAGCAUUAUAAUCCAAGAAGCGUGGAAGAAGUUUUCAAAGAAUUCAAGGGUCGAAGGACUGCCUUACUCACAGCUCUCACUAAGGAUUUUGAUGAAGUUUAUAGGCAGUGUAACACUCCAGCUCAGAAUUGGAAGCUUUGCCUUAUUGGACAUCCGGGGGAACGAUGGGAAGUGAAUUUAGCAGAAGAAGAAAUGGAUGCAAUGCUUCCUCAACCCCUUAGGGGCAUUAACUUUGGUCAAGAAAGAAUGGAGAAAAGGGAGUGGCUCACUAUGGUUGCAAUUCAUAGUGACAUAUGGCUACUUCGUGUUGCAUUCAAUUUUAGUUCAAGAUCUGGCCAUAACAAAGCUGAUAGGAAUCGACUUUUCGAUAUGAUAAAUAAACUCCCUACAAUUUUAGAAGUUGUGUCCGGGAAAGAAAAGGAAAUAGUGUGUGGAGAAUGCAAUGAGGGGUAUAUAGUAGGUGACUUGUGGAAACAGUGUUUUGAAUGCGAAAGCUCUUUCCAUUUGAUGAAAUGCCUCAAAUUCAACAAGGAUAAGCGUCGUCAUCAGCAAUUUGUAUGUUCUUCGUGUGCACUCGAACCAUUAGCCAAAAGUGCCGCAGGGGAAUCCACAAAAAUGGGAAAAUUUUGA